Molecule: messenger RNA, 420 nt
Organism: Funneliformis caledonium
Lineage: Eukaryota; Fungi; Glomeromycota; Glomeromycetes; Glomerales; Glomeraceae
Source: the annotation of a GenBank genome assembly
UUGCUUGCGCAUUAUAUGAAGAGUUUUGGCAAAGGUAUGCACGUUGGAUGAUUACCAAAAAUAGAUACAGUGAUGCACGUAAACAACAAGGCAAUAUUGAGGAAGUUAGAGACUUAUAUAAAUCGAUAAUGGAGUCAUCACCUGGACAUGUCGAAACGAUAAUGAAAUAUACGCACUUUGAACGUCGUCGAAACCCCGAUGAUUUACCUAAAGCCAUAAAUAUUCUAACAUCAGCUCUUGAAAGUGACACGUUAGACGAAAAAUCAAAGCCUUAUAUCAUAGUACAAUAUGCAAAAAUGAUAUGGCAUCACAAAAAAUCAGUGGAAGAUGCACGCCAAAUCUUCCAGCAAGACGCGACGAAAUGUUUAGAUAGCAAAUAUUUUUGGUGGAAUUGGUUCAAAUUUGAGUUAUCUCAAAACG